Molecule: messenger RNA, 8042 nt
Organism: Anopheles funestus (African malaria mosquito)
Lineage: Eukaryota; Metazoa; Arthropoda; Insecta; Diptera; Culicidae
Product: dystrophin
Exons: 19
Coding region: 744-5540 (1598 amino acids)
Biological process (GO): synaptic signaling
Cellular component (GO): plasma membrane
Molecular function (GO): protein binding; zinc ion binding
Source: RefSeq, a predicted model, not a curated record
UCGCUUCGUUCCUUCGCAUCGGUUGCAAGCGAAAAGGAGUGAGAGCAAAUGGCCGUGGCUGUGUCAGGAGCUAGGAAAAGAUUUUAGUUCUAAUUUGCUAGCCUACUGUUCAUGGUUUUAUUUUGUACAUUCAAUCGAUUAUUUGCCACUGUGUAGGAGAAAAGUACAAAGUAAGAAAGUUGAUUUGUAUAUCCCCAUAAAAUUGGUGCAGAAGGAUCGUAAAUUUGCUACACAAACGCUGUUGCGUUUCAAAGCAAAUAAGUGUUAAACGGAUGCAAGCGAAUGAAGUACAUAUCAAGCGCCGAUCGAAAAAGCCGACGAAAAAGUGUUAAAGUAUGAAAUGUUUCCUGGAAUCUGUUUAGCAACUUCAUUUGUUUAUUGGCGUACUAUAUCCAAAUGCUUUUUAUGUGAGCGUUCAAUUGUGGAGUGAGCAUAGUUGGUUUAGGUGUGAUUCUUUCAUCCUGGGUGUUCCAUCCCCAGGCAUUCCGUCAAAUGCAAAUGAUUCCCAGACCCAGCAAUACAGUGUAUACAACAUUGUCCGGUAAAGUGUUCCCCUUAACUUGAUGGAGAAUCUUUGUUACAUGCAUCGAAGAAUUAGAACAGUUCUACAGGGGCACUAACUGUUGCAUUAGAAAAAAAGGGCAAAAAAGGGUAAAGUGUGUAUUGACCAGUAACCAGCUGCAUCAGUUCAUGUGACUGCAGUGUAUGCAAUUUGUUAGGUUUAAGAGAAGACAUACCUUACCAUGGAACAGCAGCAGUCCGUUGCUUUGAAAGAGACAUAUACACGCCCCGCUGGAGUAGAACCAUCCAACUCGCAUCUAUUUCGUGCCAGUCACGCAAAACCACCCGAUAUUCCUGUCCGCGUUGGUGCUGGGAAUGUAAAGGCACCGGAAAUACCUCCGAAAAAUCUUACGAAACGACCAACCACUAUCGGAGCUUCAAACAAGGAUGAUAACAUCCCCAGCGCUAGCAUGCUAUUAUCACAACGUGUUGCACCAAACCGUGCGCCUCCUUUGCCACAAAAGUCGGCCAGUAUUGCACAGGGUAGCUCGAAUAGCACAGUUCUACAGCCUGCGCCACAGCCCGUUGUUUCAGGCGUGGGAAUUGGACCUUCGCCGGCGAUUGUUACGACUGCAGUGGCAACAGCAGCAUCUUCAUCAUCAUCAUCAUCCGUACCAGCCGGUGGUGCCGUACCUAUCAAGACGAAUGAUGCAUUCGGCAAAGAGCGUUCGUCCACAGCCAAGACGACGACAAAGCCAACGAAACUGGAAGAUUAUGGAUCCGAGGAUGCGCUCCGUGGGAUUGAGAGUGGUCUACGAAAUGUGGAACGGGCCAUUAAGGAGCAGAUGAGCUUACGGUCUUCCGUGGAAGCAGAAGAGCAGCAGAACAUCGCACAUCCGGUGAAAUUCGGACGACUGGAACUAAUGAGUAAACAUUCGAAUUCGAUGGGAUCGGCCACAUCAUUGGACAAUCCUUUCGAUGUACCAGGUGCGGUUUCGGGUAUGCCACAAGCGUUUAAAUUCGAUCGCUUCGAUCAAAACCCUAAGCAAAUAGGAUUGGAGCGUGGAGUAAGCAUGGAAAAACUGCGCUUCGAUUCUGGAGGUUCCGGCUCGUUUCACGACCAUACAACGAAUGGUAUGGAACAUGGCAUGCCGCAAAGACCGAUGGAGCAUCAGUUUCGCUCACUAGAUCGACAUCUACCGCUCGAGUUGCAAUACGGUACCAGUCAACAGCGGCAGAGAUCACAGGAAAUGGAGUUUAUCAAGCAACAGCUUCUUCCAGUUAUCGCUCGUAGUAAGGAAACGAAUAGCUUGAACCGUCAGAUGGGACUGUCUAAGGACGAUCUUCGCACAAGGCGACGUUCUUCGCAUGAUGAGAGCCUUUUUUCAAUUAACAACGCAGCUCCACGCAUGAAAGAGCAAUGGGAGGAUACAAAUCAAUCGGUAAUGCAGCGCAAAACCCAGCUAACCGCAAUGCUCGGCGACUCUCAAAGAUACGAAGCAAAACGGUUAGAAAUAGAUGCUUGGUUAAGCAGAAUGGAGACAAUAACGGAACGGAUGGGACCAGUAGCAACAACGGCCGACGUGUUGGACAUUCAGCAGAAGGAGCAAAAGUCCUUUCAUGCGGAGCUGCAUAAAUUUAAUCAUCAAAUUGAAUUAUUCAACCAACUGACCCAAAAACUAAUAUCAGUAUACCAGUGUGACGAUACAUCGAGAAUUAAAAGAAUGACCGAAUCAAUCAACCUGAGGUACAAUAACUUAAAUAACUCCAUUAUUUCGAGAGGGAAACAGCUUCAUGCCGCCAUACAUUCAUUGCAAACAUUUGAUCGUACAUUUGAACAGUUUCUCGGGUGGCUGAGCGAAGCAGAAUCGUUAUGCGAAAAUACGGAAUCCGAAGCUGAAAGGAAUCCACACUGCUUAAAGGAUUUGCAAUCAGAAAUUGACGCUAACCGAAAGGUAUACGAAGGACUUGAUAAUACUGGACGUAAGUUGCUGCGUUCUCUUACUUCGCAAGAGGAUGCUGUAAUGUUGCAGCACAAAUUGGACGAAAUGAAUCAGCGUUGGAACCAUCUUAACUCGCGCAGUGCCGCGAUCCGGAACCGUCUGGAAUCGAACUCGGAUCAUUGGAAUGCUUUAUUGCUUUCGUCGCGCGAACUUACGGAGUGGGUCAUACGGAAAAAUACCGAACUCACCUCGAUCGGAUUUGGCUCGAUCAAUGGUGAUUCGAAUAGCUUGCAAAUGCAGCUGGAUGAGCACAAAGCGUUUCGCCGCCAGCUCGACGACAAGAGGUCUAUCAUCGAAAACAAUCUAAUGAAUGGAAGGCAAUACAUAUCAAACGAAUCACCACUUUCCGAUACGAGCGAUUCCGAAGCAAUUGACGAAAGUAUGUACAUUUCUACCGAAGAACAAAAUCGCAUUCUGAGCCGGAGCAUACGCAGGGAGGUGAACAAACUGUCGGAGCAAUGGUCACUGUUGAUUGAAAGGUGCGACAAAUGGAAGCAUCGGCUGGAUGAAAAUAUUACGAAAAUGCGACAAUUUCAAAAAGUACUUGAAGAUUUGAGCUCACGAGUUGCUUCAGCGGAAACAAUUACACACUCGUGGACAGUCCCAGCUCCUGGAUCGGAUACUACCGAAGAGAUGCAGCAUCUGCAACGCUUAAAAGACAAACUUACCACGGCCAACGCACUACUGGAUGACUGUAAUGAGCAGCAAAACUUUUUCUCUUCCUGUCGUGUAAUCGUUCCGAGUCCAUAUUUGGCGAAGCUUGAAGAUAUUAAUACACGCAUGAAGCUUUUACAUAUUGCUGUAGAAGAACGGUUCAAGAUUCUGCAGCAAACUAAUCAAACGCAUGUUAGUGCUGAAGAUGGUAUGCUUGGAAGCCACCAUGAGGAGGGUGGAAAAUUUACCAAGCCUCUUCAUAUAGCCGCUGGAGGUUCAACUGUUCCAAACCUAGAAAAAAGCGUCCAAAUACCAUGGGAACGUGCAGUUACACCUGCCAAUGUGCCUUAUUAUAUCAACCACGAACGUGAAAGCACACAUUGGGAUCAUCCAGAAAUGAUAGAGCUAAUGAAAUCUUUAGCUGAUCUGAACGAAGUUAGAUUUUCCGCAUACCGCACUGCGUUAAAGCUCCGUACUGUACAGAAAAGACUCGCUUUCGACCGUUUGAACAUGAGUGUUGCCAUCGAGAUAUUUGAUCGGUAUGGUUUACGGGCGCAAAAUGAUAAGCUGAUUGAUAUUCCCGACAUGACAACGAUUUUAAAUUCGUUGUACACAACACUGGAACCCAACGAACGCGCAGUGAUGCUAGAUUUGGCCAUCAAUUGGAUACUUAAUGUGUAUGAUUCUCAACGAACGGGGCAGAUUCGGGUACUCAGCUUCAAGGUUGGAUUAAUUUUACUGUGUCGCGGACAUCUGGAGGAGAAAUAUCGUUACCUCUUUCGGUUGAUUGCUGAUCUGGAGAAAAAGGUAGAUCAACGAAAAAUGGGGCUGCUAUUGCACGAUUGCAUACAAGUGCCCCGUCAGCUAGGAGAAGUUGCUGCAUUCGGUGGCUCAAACAUAGAACCUUCAGUCCGAUCGUGCUUUGAGCUUGCGGGUGGUGUUAGUCAAAAUGGCGAAUUGCUAGAAACGGCCAUUGAAGCGCAACACUUUCUCAGCUGGCUACAACAUGAACCACAAAGCAUCGUAUGGCUUCCCGUAUUGCAUAGGCUUGUGGCGGCUGAGACGGCGAAACAUCAAGCGAAAUGUAACAUAUGCAAAGAGUACCCCAUUGAAGGUUUUCGUUACCGUUGUCUAAAAUGUUUCAAUUUCGAUAUGUGCCAAAAAUGUUUCUUUACUGGGCGCAGUACAAAGAAUCACAAACUAAGUCACCCGAUGCACGAAUACUGCACAACGGCUACAUCAACAGAAGAUGUUAGAGAUUUCACUAGAGCACUGAGGAACAAGUUUAAAAGCCGGAAGUAUUUUAAGAAACAUCCUCGCGUUGGUUACCUUCCCGUACAAAGUGUGCUAGAAGGUGACGCUCUAGAGAGUCCCAUCCCCAGCCCACAACACGGCACGCACACACUGCAGAACGAUAUGCAUUCUCGAUUGGAAAUGUACGCUUCACGUUUGGCACAAGUGGAAUGUGGAACUCGAUCCAACUCCACUCCCGACAGCGACGACGAACAUCAGCUGAUUGCACAGUACUGUCAAGCCUUACCAGCGGCAAACGCGUCCGGAAACACUACGGGCAGUGGUGGUCCUAAGUCUCCAGUUCAGGUUAUGGCAGCGAUGGAAGCCGAGCAACGAGAGGAAUUGGAAACUAUGAUAAAGGAGCUAGAGGAAGAGAAUGCAAAUUUACAAGCCGAAUAUGAAAAGCUUAAAGCAAAGAAAACGAGCACUCCUAUCACUACACCGGACGAAGGGUAUAAAACUCCGACAUCUGCCUCUAAUGCUAUACUUUCUUCUGUCACUCCGACUUCCACUGGUGGUUCGGAUAUGGUUACAGAGGCAAAAUUGCUGAGACAACAUAAAGGACGAUUGGAAGCAAGAAUGCAAAUAUUAGAAGACCAUAACAAACAGCUGGAAGCACAAUUGCAGCGCUUACGACAGCUGUUGCAUGAGCCAACACCACCUAAACCUCAAACGCUACAAACUAGGUCCGUAACAGCUUCACAACUAAAUACCGAUUCGCCGGCUAAAAUGCAACAUAACGGACAUUAUGAUCAGAAAAUUCCAUCUGAAUUGAAUCAAAAACCAACGUCUUUGUAUGGUCCCGUCGGAGGUGGCAGUAUGAAUGGGUACCUUUCAAUGGCAGGCGAUGAAAUGAGACAACGGGAGCAAUACAGUGUUGACGCUUACGACAAAACAGGUACCGGGGUAGCUGCUGUAACUAAUGCCUUUUCAUCAAACAAACCAGUCGGAUCUGGUGCAGGCGUUGGUAUGGGUAGUGGUGGGAAUGGAAGCAUGAUGCCAUCGGAAUACGGGAUGGAUGAACGUCCACCUCCACCACCGCAUUCGAGUUUGUUACACAUGGCCGGAAGAAUACAACGACCUCAAUAAAGCCGUAGAGGAAUUGGUUCACAUCAUGACAACGGAGUCGAAGGAAGAAUUGCAACAUGAGAGCACAACUGAGGGACUGCAAUAAACAAUAAGGUAGAUUGGUAGCGACAAUCGCUAAAGGAUAGUUUGUUAAACCGCUAACCGUGACCCAGUUUGUAAUUCGAUCGAUGUCCUCCAAGAACACAUAUAGUCAUGCAUAUCUUUUUCGUAUCAUCAAAGAACUACAUGCUAUUGGAAGAAUUGAGUAGUUUACUUCUAGUAAUUGACAUGUACUUUGAGCACAGAUGGUUCGCAAGGACCAAUUUUACACUUGAUAGCGAUAGUGUUCGUGUUUCACAAAUAUUUAUAUUAUUAUUAUUGAUACAAUUAUGAUACCUAUCAUUACUAUGGACAUUAUCUACUGUACGAACGCAUAUACAUAUAUAUAAAUAUUAAUAUACCUAACACAUAUUAUGCAUACAAGCAAAUAAUUUAAACAAAGCUACAUUAUAUAACUUCAGCUAAAUAAUCAUUCAUAUCAUAUGUGGAACAAUAUUUACUCACACAACAUAACAAUCAAGACAAGCUAACUAACCCAACAAAUUGCCAUUUUUUUAUUAUACUGGGCGAGAUUUUGUUAGUGUUUUAGUUUAUGUUGUGAAGCAAACCACAUUUCCAUCGUGAUUCCAACCAAUCAUCAAUUGAGAGGUUACUAAAAACAAAAAGAGAGUAUAUGAUCCAUUGCAUUGGCUACAUUACCAAAUGGGAAAUAGUAUCAUUUUGAAUUCCAUUCAUGAUUAAAUUUCAAAGUUGAAAGUUAAGAUUCUUUAAAUAAUUAUGCUGAUACACAAUGCUGAUCUAUCAAUAUCGUGCUAUGUUUUAUAUUAUGUAACAAAUCAAAUUUGAGUGUCAUCAAUAUGAAUAUAUCUUUAUUUGAUAUGUUUUAACUAAACAAGUAAUGUAAAACUAUGAUUUAUUUAACCUAAUGUGCUGCUUGUUGAUCCCAAAAUGAAAUUAGCUAUAAAAUAACUUUUCUUUUUGUUUCAAUGGAGAUCUAUUACAAUUGGGCGUUAGUUGAACGAAUUUAGAGGUAAAUCUGCACGUUCUUGCAAAAUAAGUUUGUGUUCUUACUGAAAUUAAUAUUAGAUUUGCUCUUAUGAGGAUUAGUACACAGGACUCCAACAAGAAUGUAUUCAUCCGGAAGAAGAUUCGUCACAAAACAUAUUGAUGAAUAAACAUCGAACGAUCGUAGGACAAAAAUAUUGCUGUAGGCGAUGUAUGUGGCAUCAAAUCGGUAUGCUGUGAAAUUAAGAAAGGAACAAAUGGUCUACACUUAUCAGCAUAAUAAUAUCAUCCGUAAAAAAGAGUAUAAAGUGAACAUACAUAUGCCUGUUUUCAACGAAUUUUGUACUUGGUCGUUUAUUUCUCGACAUAAUAUACAUAUCAAAGACACAAUAAAAGCAGGAAUAUAGCGUAACCAUACGUUCCCAGGCACAAAUGGAUGCGGAAUAAUAGGAAACAAUUAUUGAUCGUACUCGCAUAAAAUUCAUUGAACAAUAGUGCGUUGUGUAAUGUUUUAAUACAAUUGAAAAAAAAAAAUAAACGAAGCAAGAAAUGGUAUGUUUCGUUUAUCAUACUGACCCACUAUCGUUAUUGUCCUGUAUGGAUUUAACGGAACAGGGAACAUUGAAUGUCACAAUGUAACUGUGAGCACAAACUACUGGAUACACCAAAUCAAUUUCAUCUUGGAACUAGUGCAAUAAUAGACAAAUUAAACACACAUAACGUGUAGAAGCAGCGUUAUUGAAGCUUUCAACUUACGCAUUACUUACAUUCUUCUUAUGGCAUGUAAAGGAAAGCAAAACCUUCUCAUUACCUUUGCAAGUGAAGUAUGCUAAAUUGCGUUUUCUGUAGAAUGUUUGAUCAUGUAGAAGUCAGUUGUAUUCCGAAGCGGAUAGGGUCAUAUAUCAGAAACAUAAACUUCUUUCCUAGGCUAAUGUUUGAAUCGUGCCGUGGAAGCGCUAUAGUAUUAUUAUACCGGAAAGAAUUGCACUACAGUCACUAGAUAAAACAAAAUUUCAUAAAUCGUUCUGUACUCAUAAAUGCUCCGACACAACAAAACUACAUCUUAAAUCUAGAGGGACAUCAAUCUACCACAAACAUAACGUAACCAGGUAUAUAGAUAACAUAUUGUCGAACCGCUUGUAUACACUAACCAUCCUUUAAGCAAUUGAGGAAAACAAAAUUUCCAUACGGGGAUAGCUCUACCAUUGUAAUAAAUCGAGUUGUUUAAAAACUCGAUUCGACAAACAUUGAAUAUCGAGUAAAAAAAAAACAAUACAAACGAAACUAUAGCAUAAUUAAAACGCUUUUUAAUAUGUAACAAACGGCAGUAGCAGUGCAGUGCGGCGGUAUACAACUAAUUAUUCAGGCAUGAUAGUUGUUGGACAAAUGAAUACAGGAAAGAUUAAAUAAACUGGCAAUGAUGGAACGAAAUGGUUUAUCUAUCAUUACCUAUCAAAA